Molecule: messenger RNA, 1381 nt
Organism: Protopterus annectens (West African lungfish)
Lineage: Eukaryota; Metazoa; Chordata; Ceratodontiformes; Protopteridae
Gene: GFUS
Product: GDP-L-fucose synthase
Exons: 11
Coding region: 25-993 (322 amino acids)
Biological process (GO): nucleotide-sugar biosynthetic process
Molecular function (GO): GDP-L-fucose synthase activity
Source: RefSeq, a predicted model, not a curated record
AGCCGGGCAACAACAAUUAUAAACAUGGCUGAAAAAGAGGGCAGCACACGAAGGAUUCUUGUGACUGGUGGCUCUGGGUUGGUUGGUAAAGCCAUUGAAAGGAUAGUGAAUGAAGGAGAAAAGAGACCAGAUGAGACCUGGAUCUUCCUUUCAUCCAGAGAUGGUGAUCUGACGAAUACAGCAGAAACCAAAGCUGUAUUUGAGAAGCACCGUCCAACUCAUAUUAUUCACUUGGCAGCAAUGGUGGGAGGUUUGUUCCGCAACUUGAAGUAUAAUCUCGAUUUCUGGAGAAACAAUGUUCACAUUAAUGACAACAUUCUUCAUUGUGCAUAUGAGUAUGGUGUGCAAAAGGUCGUCUCAUGUCUUUCUACUUGCAUAUUCCCUGACAAGACUAGUUAUCCCAUUGAUGAAACUAUGAUACAUAAUGGACCCCCACACCAUUCCAAUUUUGGAUAUUCCUAUGCCAAGAGGAUGAUCGACGUACAGAACAGGGGAUAUCAUGAACAGCAUGGGUGCAUGUUCACAGCUGUGAUUCCCACCAAUGUCUUCGGGCCUUUUGAUAACUAUAAUAUUGAAGAUGGUCAUGUCCUUCCUGGGCUCAUCCACAAAGCCUACCUGGCAAAGAGUAAUGGAAGCGCUUUUAGUGUUUUCUUCUUAGCUGAACCUAUGGAGCAGUUACUGGUCUCCUUGGACCUUGCUCAACUAUUUAUUUGGGUACUGAGAGAGUAUAAGGAGAUCGAUCCCAUCAUUUUGUCAGUUGGCGAAGAAGAUGAAGUGUCUAUAAAAGAAGCUGCUGAAAGUAUUGUGGAAUGCAUGGACUUCAAAGGUGAAGUUAUUUUUGAUACAUCUAAAUCUGAUGGCCAGUUCAAGAAAACAGCCAGCAACAGCAAACUCAAGAAAUAUUUGCCAGAAUUCAGAUUUACCCCAUUUAAACAAGCAAUCAAGGAAAGCUGUGACUGGUUUGUUGCAAACUACGACAUAGCAAGGAAGUGAAGAUGGCACUCAAGUUAAAAGAAGACACGGUUACAACAAUUCUACAGCAGCCCAUCCAUCUCCUGGAUUAUCUGCUGUUUUACAGUCCCAAGAUCAUCAUAUGUAGAGUUAGACAUUGUGAAUGUAGUCUGUUCUUUUAUGUACAGAGAGAAAAAAUAUUAAAUUCUGGGUCUGUUUUAGGGUGAUGUCUUUCAAAGGAGUAAAUGCUCUGGAGUGUACAGUAAAGGUAGCAUAUUUGAAAUUGUGGAGAAACUGGUUUUGGGGUAAGUAAAUAAUAGUCAGUUGGAAUACCUCAUACAGAAAAGAUUGGUAUGUUAUUUUGUGGAUUUAUAAGUACUUAUUUUUAAGCAGAAUAAAAAAAGUUAAUGAGUUUGGAUUUAUUAUGAAA